AUGUCGUGCGAGGCGCGGUAUCCCUUCGCGCCGAGCGAGGACGAGUGGUGGCAGAAGGAGUUUGCCGUGCUGCCGGACAAGUACGACGACACGAAGCCGCGGAAGGAGGAUAUCAAGUGGGAGCGCGUCGUCUUUGGCCUAUGGAGGAAGCUCUUUUUUUCUUCUCUCGUUUCCGGCGACUUUGUGAGCCGCUUCCGCUACCUCAAGCUGCCGCAGCAAGGGCCUGGCGUGCCGCUGAAGCUGUUGAACCCUGUGGUCGUGGCGCUGAUUGACGACGGCGUGGAUCUACCUCACCAAGAAUCGGCCGACCACAGCUUCAUUAGCGAGAGCUUCCACGCGUACGACUACGGACGCAGGGUGUGGCCGUGGUGGAAUUCAGCAGCCGGCCACGGGACCUUGAUAGCUCGCCUCAUCCACCGCAUCUGCCCCACGGCUGCCAUAUACGUGAUCAAGCUGGAGACCCGAACAACGGAAGCCGAUAACGAAAUCCUCAUCGACGCUAAGAGCGCCAUAAAGGCAAUAUAUCAUGCCGUAGAGGAGGGUGUCGACAUCAUCUCCAUGUCGUGGAAGUGUGCCCUGAAGCCCGAGGUACAGAAAGAAUGGGAGGGGGCCAUCGACGCGGCAGCGCGGAAAGGCAUCCUGAUGUUCUGCAGCGCGUCGGACCGUGGCCAAUUCGGCGAACGCACGUUCCCGCACGCCUGCAGGCCCAACAUCACGUUCCCCGUGGGCGCGGCGCUGCCAUCGGGAAAGGUGUUUGAUCUCGUGCCCGACGCAAGUAGCCUCGACUUCGCCCUGCCGGGCUACCAGGUCUUCCUCGAGGACGACCCCGUACGGCAGGCCGAAACAUCUGACAAGCUCGAGUCGCAUACGGGCAUUAGCGUAGCCACGGCGCUAGCAGCAGGCCUCGCGGCGCUCGUACUCGAGAUCGUGCGUAUCGGCCUAGCUCACAACCUGAAUAAGGGCCGCACCGACGAUAGCGCCCUCGUGGCCAGUGACCUGGAUGUCGUCAGAAACCGCAACAUCCUGAGCCGCAUCUUCUGCGAGCGCAUCGGCACCAGCAAGGACUCAGGCGCGAACCUCAACAAGUUCAUCGUUGUCGACGACAUCUUCGGCACCUGUGCCAGGAGGCUGGCCGACGACGGGCCCGACAACCAGCUCGACACCAUUGCCAACUUGGCCAAGGACCUGCUUAGCGGGUACCGCUCCCGGCCGUUGCCUAUUCGGUAG
Messenger RNA from Lasiosphaeria miniovina, 1227 nucleotides. Its product is annotated as peptidase S8/S53 domain-containing protein. Gene Ontology annotation, biological process: proteolysis. The transcript has 3 exons. The record is from RefSeq and is a predicted model, not a curated record. Bases 1 to 1227 code for a protein of 408 amino acids. Lineage: Eukaryota; Fungi; Ascomycota; Sordariomycetes; Sordariales; Lasiosphaeriaceae. Gene Ontology annotation, molecular function: serine-type endopeptidase activity.